This is a messenger RNA of Syngnathoides biaculeatus (alligator pipefish), 4964 nucleotides long. RefSeq names its product cyclin D2, a (gene ccnd2a). Gene Ontology annotation, cellular component: cyclin-dependent protein kinase holoenzyme complex; cytoplasm; nucleus. The transcript has 9 exons. Bases 531 to 1262 code for a protein of 243 amino acids. The record is from RefSeq and is a predicted model, not a curated record. Gene Ontology annotation, molecular function: cyclin-dependent protein serine/threonine kinase regulator activity. Lineage: Eukaryota; Metazoa; Chordata; Actinopteri; Syngnathiformes; Syngnathidae. Gene Ontology annotation, biological process: mitotic cell cycle phase transition; positive regulation of G1/S transition of mitotic cell cycle; regulation of cyclin-dependent protein serine/threonine kinase activity.
UUGGGGCGUCGACUGAGCUCGCUCAGACCAAUCGCAGUUCACGCACAAAAGUUGUAAACAAGCCUGACAUGCUGGUUUAAAGCUCGACGUCUUCACGGCCAACACGAAAACGAAAACAUCAAAGGAAAAUAGAGAAGUAGGUGCUACGUCUGCGUCACCGAAAAAUACAAAGGUGAUGGCUACCCAGACGUGGAUACAAACCACUCUCAGAAGAAAUCACACAAUGGAACAAACAAGCACCAGAAAGUCCGUUGUAUGUGCACCCCAUUCUUGGAAUUCAGUUUCCUGCAACAUGUGAAAGACAUCAUAAAUUAAGACGAAUGGAGCAGCUAAUAAUUACAUCUGAGCAGAUUUAAAAUGAGACUGAUCCUAUCCAUAUGGAAGCUCUCGAGAUUUGCCUCAGGAAAUCUCAGAAACUGUGACCUGAAGACAAGCUUUGAGUCCCAGUACAUUGGAUUCGUCUCCCCAAUAGAAAAAGGUUUGGGUGGUAAGGGGGAUUGUUCGCAGUGGCAUGAUACAGUCCAUGAUGGAUGUUGCUGAUGCUGCUUAGCUCUACUCGUAGUGUUUGUGAGGAGCAGAAGUGCGAGGAAGAAGUUUUUCCCCUGGCCAUGAACUACUUAGACAGAUUUCUAGCAGUGGUCCCCACCAAAAAGUGUAACCUGCAGCUGCUCGGAGCAGUUUGCAUGUUUCUUGCAUCCAAAUUGAAAGAGACUCGUCCAUUAACUGCAGAGAAGCUUUGCAUCUACACAGAUAACUCCAUCAGACCACAAGAACUGCUGGAAUGGGAACUGGUAGUGCUGGGGAAGUUGAAGUGGAACCUGGCAGCAGUGACACCGAACGACUUUAUCGAGCACAUAGUGAGGAGGCUGCCGCUGCCUGAGGAUAAACUGACUCUUAUACGCAAACAUGUCCAGACGUUCAUCGCCCUCUGUGCCACAGAUUUCAGAUUCGCCAUGUACCCUCCAUCCAUGAUUGCCACAGGAAGCGUGGGGGCAGCAAUCUGCGGCUUACAGCUGGACUCAGUGAACCACUCCCAGUGGGGGGACAGUCUGACAGACCUACUGGCCAAAAUCACAAACACAGAAGUGGACGUUCUCAAAGAAUGCCAGGAGCAGAUCGAGCGUGUGUUGGAGAGCAGCCUGCGUGAGGGCCGGAAGCAGCAGCAACAGCAGCAGCAGAGCCAGAGAGGCCCGAGCAGCAAAGGCCUGGACGAGCUGGAUCAGUCCUCCACACCAACAGAUGUCCGUGACAUCAACUUGUGAACCACAAGAGGGCCUCAUUGCGCAGGAUUUACAGCAAUGACAAAAAAAAAAAUUGAAUCAUGAAAAAAUGUAUUUCUUAAAAGCAGAAAAAAAGAACAAAAAAAACAAAAUGCUAAAAACACAAGCCCUUCAAAAGAAAAAGAACAAUGCUUGCUAGUUUUUUGUAGAUUUUUCUGUUCUUCAAGACAAAGGCCUGCCCGCAAAAUCGAGAUUUUCUAAAAGCAACAGAUUUGCGGCACGAUGACGCUCCGUGGUGCCUUGGAUGCACAGAAGGGAAACCAAUCAUAUUUGCAUUCUGCCUUUGAUUGUAUAGAAUGAUCAUUAAGUUAUAUUGUCACCAUAGCUGGUUGGCAGAAAGUUGCAUAUGUGGGAUCAAAGUAUGGGCUUAGUUUUAUUCUCGCUCUCUAUUUUGAUAUAUAUAUAUAUAUAUAUAUAUAUAUAUAUAUAUAUAUAUAUAUAUAUAUAUAUAUACACAUAUAUAUAUAUAUAUAUAUAUUCAUGUUAUCUUGACCAUCAGCAAGAUGUGGAGAGGAAGCUUUGAGAACAGUAUGCGUAACGUUGGUGGGUCCCCAAUCCAGGGAUGGGAAAGGAUCUUUUGAAUCAUCAUUAUUAGUCAUAGUAAUUAUUAUUAGUGGUAAUAAUAUUAUUUGACAUAUUUUGAGUAGUCAAGAUCAAUAAGCUCCUUUGUCAGGCUGCUUGUAUGUAUGGGUUAGUUAACGGAUUCAGCAUGCCUCAGUGUAUGCGUGUGUGUAUGCAUGCGGAGUCUGAAUGGGGAUCCUGUAUCUAAAUUAGCAGUAAACAUUAUAAGGCGCGAGGCAUUUACAAUGUUAGAAGACUAUGGAGCAGGCUGAGGUUCCAUACACACUUUGUCUAUCAGUAUAACGGGGUAUCUAUGCUAUGUCACUGCCUUCAUUCAUCAGCAGUGUAUCUCGGUCUGUUGUUGGCCCGGCAAUAAACUGCUGCAUGGACUAUGAAUGAGACAGAGUGUGUGUGUGUGUGUGUGUGUGUGUGUGUGUGUGUGUGUGUGUGUGUGUGUGUGUGUGUGUGUGUGUGUGUGUGUGUGUGUGUGUGAGAGAGAGAGAGAGAGAGAGAAAGUGUGAGUGAAGGAAGCUUCACUUCGCUUAGUGCCCCUCUGAGAGCAUGUUUCUAAAGUCUUUAAUAACCUCAGCCUCAUAGGUCAUGCAAGGCGUUUUGUUUGUUUUAUAUAUGGCCACACAUUGUCACAUAGUGUUACAAUGUCUUUUCUCAGUUAGAGCACAUUUGAACGGCGGAGAGGACAACGCCUCAGAGACGGGAGGACGGGGGAUUUCUGCGUUCAUUAGAAGGGAGGCGACAGGGUGUGAAAGGAAUGGGGAAAAACAGUUUGCAUGGAUGAAUGAAACAGAAUGGUGACGUGGGAGCAUGCUGCUGAUGUACAACUAGUGGCUGAAUGGUGACUAUAACACCCAAUAGAGGUUUGAGAGCAGAAUGAUUUGGUAGGAUUAAAAAUCUUUUUAUGGAGGUGUACUAUAACACAGUUGAGUCUUUUUUUAUGUAUUGGUUUCCAUUUACAUGGAUGCUAAAUGAGGAACUAAGGCUGCCAGAUCAUGUGAGGAUGACUUUCCUUUUUUUUUUUUGUUGUUGCUUGGAGGAGUACAAUAUAUUGUCAAUGCAUCUGGAGUCCACCAUAGGGUUGUGUUCUGCUCCCUAUAUGAUUUCAAUGGCAAAGCACUUUGAGAACAUGCUCCCCUGGAGAUACAUCAAAAUGAAUUGGUGGUGAUUUGGAGGUGGGUGGGUGUUUCUUUUUCUCUUCAAUUUUUUUUUAAGCCUGUUCUUUGGUUUACUUUGUAGGGCUGGUUUCCCAAUGACCCCCUAUGUCAAGCAAGAGUCACAUAAAACAGGACAUUCCAAUCAAAACGAACAUUCCUAUUCAAGCAAAGACCAACUUGAUCCAAGGAGCUUGUUCAUUUCCAAGGAUUGGAGCAAAAACAAAGGCCAAGAAACAGUUCCCUCAUCUGUGGCUUUCCUUUUACACUGUCAAGAAUUUUUUUUUUGUACUUGAAUAUUUCUUUCUAUUUAUCUGCAUCACAGCCACAGUCAUGUCACACAGGGCGGCACUCGGGUGGUCGUAACAUCCAAUAUUUGCACAAGUUCUUCAGAGGCCAAUGAGGUUUUGUCUUUUUGUUUGUUUAUUUUAACUUCCCAAAACACCACAAGUGACGUGUGUUUUUAAUGGCUGUUCACUUUCUAUGGUGCUGGCUUGAAACUGCAGAAAUGUUGAACAACAUUGUGUAAGGCUAUGUUGUGUGUCACUCAGUCCUCUUUGAGCUUUGCUGCUUCGAAUAAUCGACGAGGUGGUUCAUCAGGCAGAGAGACACGACCGUGUUUUUUCUUUUUUUUGGGGGGGGCGGAUGUUCACGUGUGCUUGAGUUGUCGUUUUUUUUCAUGAAUUACAUUGCUGGUUGUGAGACUGAAAAAAAAAAUGUGGGGAUGUUUUUGUUUUGUUUCAAAUUUGGCGAUCUGAUUUGCCAAAACAUCCAGUUUUCGGUAUUUGCCCUCCUUCAUUUUGCCUCUGCCGGAUGUAAGCUCUCACCCAAACUUAAUGUCUUUCCUGCAAUGUCUUGUUGCGUGUGUUAUAUAUUGAGACCACACUUUCAAUUUGUGUUUGAUAUAUUUUAUGGGGUGACCAGACCCACAAAAGGGUUUUUUUUCUAAGAUUUAGAGAUACUGUAUUCCAAAGUGAAGAGAGGACAGAGGAGGUGUGAAGACAUCAAGAAAAAAAAUGUCAAUAUUUUUAUUGAGUUAUUGUUGUCUUUUUGCGCUGCUAAAAGCUAUGAAUUUGUUUCAUUUAUACAAAAUAACAUUACAGAGUUGUGAUGUGUCACUUGAGUGUGCUGCUAUUUUAUAAACAUUUGUAUUAUAAUAUAAUUAUUUUACUGCUUAAGAGAUAAAUUCAUAAAAACGAAGUAGAAGGUGAUAGAAGAACAUGAAAUGAGUAUUCGACUGGAAAUGUUCUUUGUACAGUUUGACAUUUUGCUUAGAUAGCAUGUCUCCUUUACCCCUUUUUGAAUCUAUUUUGCUCUUUUUCUUCAGUCACAUUCUGCAUCAGUGGUAUAUGUUCUAUACCUCAGGAUUACUGGCUACAUACAAAAAAAAAAACAUAUACACACAUAAAUCCAUCUAUCACUGAUACCUCUGCAGUUAGGGAGCCUGGAAUAGAAUAGAAAACAGCAAAUUAGCAUUUUGUGGAUGUGCCACUGUUUGGCUUCCACUUGGACAUACUGGAGAGGGGAGUGGGGGUGACAACAUUUCUGUGGGUGUUCUAGCAAGCUUUGCUCAUGUUGGUGCUACAUCUGACAUGUUGUGGGUAACAAGAACAUUCCUGUGAUGGCCAAAACUGUUACCCUGAAUGUCCUCCAAUAUGGAUUCCCAAUGUAGCAACGAAUUGUUUCGGUCUGAGGUCUGAGAUAAUGUGCGUAUGUGAGGUGUGUAUGUGUGCAACAUUGUAACUACCGCAGAAUGGACAAGGUGGAUGACACCUGUCAUUUGGACUCAUAAAUAUAGUGAUAUCUGGAAGUUUGAAUAGAGCACAUUUCCCUUUGAGAACCCCCACCCCCAGCCCUCCCGCUCACUAGAACCCAUAUCAUGUACCUCAAAUGUCUGUUGCACAACCUCUGUUCAAUAAACUUCUGCUUUAAAGGGUGUGACACCACAUCAGCUCAC